Molecule: messenger RNA, 2392 nt
Organism: Papilio xuthus (Asian swallowtail)
Lineage: Eukaryota; Metazoa; Arthropoda; Insecta; Lepidoptera; Papilionidae
Product: ATP-dependent RNA helicase DDX54
Exons: 12
Coding region: 124-2388 (754 amino acids)
Cellular component (GO): cytosol; nucleus
Molecular function (GO): RNA helicase activity; RNA binding; ATP binding
Source: RefSeq, a predicted model, not a curated record
UCAAACCUCAAACGUCAAGUGUGAAUUUUGAAAUGAAAACAUGUCUUGCACGUGCAAUUUAAUUAUUUGAUUUGCUUUUAUUCUUAUUUAUACAAGGGAUUAUGUAUAUUUUAUAAUUACAAAAUGUUAAAACCAAAAGAUUUAGAUGACAAUCUCCCGGGUUUUGAAGCCGUUGAGAAAAAUGAAACAAGUGAGAAAGAAACGCACGAAAAUAAAAAGAAAAAGAAGGGAUCUGGUGGUUUUCAGUCGAUGGGAUUAAGUUUCCCAAUUAUCAAAGGAAUAACCAAAAGAGGAUACAAGCAACCGACGCCUAUACAACGAAAGACCAUACCCAUUGCCUUAGAAGGUAAAGAUGUUGUUGCCAUGGCCCGGACAGGUUCUGGAAAAACUGCCUGCUUUGUUCUACCUAUUUUGGAGAAGCUGUUAUCACCUACUCACAAAGCUCAGCCGGGAAAGAAUCUUCGUGCCUUAAUUUUAUCACCAACAAGAGAAUUGGCUUUACAGACAUUAAGGUUUGUGCGAGAACUGGGUAAGUUCACUGGACUGACAUCUGCAGCCAUUCUUGGUGGGGAAUCAAUAGAGCAACAAUUCAGUGUGAUGUCAGGCAAAGCUCCGGACAUUGUAGUGGCUACCCCGGGACGUUUCCUACAUAUCUGUAUUGAAAUGAGCCUCAAAUUGGAUAAUAUUAAGGUAAUGGUAUUUGACGAAGCAGACAGACUAUUUGAACUCGGUUUUGGUGAACAACUCAGAGAGAUAGUAGCAAGACUGCCUUCAAGUCGACAAACUCUAUUAUUCUCUGCAACAAUGCCUAAAAUGCUUGUUGAGUUUGCAAGAGCGGGACUAACAGAUCCAGUGUUGAUUCGUUUGGAUGUGGAUUGGAAGUUACCAUCAACAUUGUGGCUGGCUUGGAUAUCUGUGAGAGCGGAGUUAAAGACAGCUGCUUUGUUGAUGUUAUUGGAUCGUGUUCUUACAUCAACGUCACCACAAGCGGUUGUUUUUGCCGCUACGAAACAUCAUGUGGAGUAUCUACAUUUGAUUCUACAACAAGCUGGUAUUACGUCAACGUUUGCCUACUCAGGUCUGGAUCCCUCCGCACGUAAGAUUGCCUUAGGCAAGUUUAUAAACAAGAAGUGCUCCGUGCUUUUGGUGACUGAUGUAGCAGCGAGAGGGUUGGAUUUACCUGCGUUGGAUACUGUGAUAAACUAUAACUUUCCUGCUAAACCUAAGUUAUUUGUACAUAGAGUUGGUAGGAGUGCCCGAGCUGGUAGAGCUGGACGUGCGUUCUCGCUGAUAGCGGCCGAGGACAUCGCACAUCUGUUAGACCUGCAACUGUUCCUGGGUGCGGAACUCCUGCCACCAGGACAAGAGUACGGGAACAACUGUCCCAGCGGAGUGUGGGGUGCCAUGCCUACCACACAGCUGGAGCUGCGCCAGCAAGAUGUAUUGGCUUGGGAGAAGAAUUACUCAGAGAUUGAGGAAGCAGUACGAGUAUGCGAGCGUGGUUGGCAGCAGUACGUGCGGUGGCGUGAGUCCGCCUCAGCGGAGGCCAACCGACGUGCUAAGUCCACGCCCGCGCCCGUCGCACCACACCCAUACCUCGUUGAAUGCGCAUCUGGUGAUGAGGCUGUCGAUAUGGUGGCAAAAAUCAAGAAUUACAUGCCUAAAGGGACGAUAUUAGAACUAGGUGGUAAGAACGACUCACCGAUGUUCCUAGCGAUGAAGGCAAAGCGACGGGUACACGGCAAAAAAGUACAAAAAGCACGCGAAAACAAAAACAAUCAGGUUGAUAAUAUAUUAGAAGACACAACCAAUGUGAAAUCUGCUAAGAUCUCUCAGAAUCAGCCGAAGAAAAAACGAAAAGAAGUUGUUCGGGAUGAAAAUUACAUACCGCACUUUGCUAGCGACCAACACACUGAGUCUGGUAUGGCGGUGAACUUUGCGGCGGGCGCGGACGGGGCGGAGCUGGAGCUGGGCGCGGACAGCGGCGAGGCGGUGCGCAGGCAACGUAGUCAGCUGCGCUGGGACCGCAAGCGCAAGAAGAUGGUGCACGUCGACCCUGAUGGUGGUCGUAAGAUGAUCCGUACGGAGAGCGGUGGGCGCGUGCCGGCCUCCUUCCGCAGCGGCCGCUACGACGACUGGAAGAAGAGGAACGCGCAGCACGAUGAUGAUGAUGAUGACAAUAGUCCGCAACAGAACAGGAUGAGACCAGCAUCUGAGUUCCGUCCUCACUGGGUGAAGCACAACGAGCGCGUGGCCAAGAAGAAGUCUGAGGCGUCUUCUAAGGAGUUCCGCGACAAGCAGCAGAUCGUCAAGGAGCGCAUGCGCAAGGAGAAGAUAAAACAAAAACUUAAACACAAAAUGAAGAAUAAAAAGAAGAAAAGGAAAUGAUAUA